GGGAAAAUGCAAGCUAGUCAUGCUGAGGUCACUCGCUUAAUGGAAUGUGUGGCAAGGUCCAGAGAGAAAUUUUGUCGUUUACAUUGGAAUGAUGCGUACUUCUCAAAUCCUGAAGCAUUUUUCUCAAGUGUUGUUUCUGAGUUCGAGCAAUUGGUCAAUUCAGUUGCCAAUGGGCUAAAUGCUGAUGAGCUUUACAAGAGAAGCCUACAUGAGAUUACAUCAUCCAGGAGUGAGGAUACAAAUUUUUUUGGGAUGUGUUGUUUAUUUGUUCUCUAUGUAACAUUUUCUUUGGUUAGUUCUUUGUUUGUUUAGAUUGCUGACAGAGGUUCAUAUCCGUACACAUCAUGCGGACUACCCAGAAUUCAGUCAGGAAACAGAAGCCCUUAUGUUUUGCUUAGCAUCGGUGCGUCCCUUUGAAGCUGGAGCUAACAUUCUACAAAUGAGUGCUCUAUCAAGUGCACUUGGCAUCCCAUUGCACCUGGCAUGUACGGAUGUAACCACGAGUGAUGAUGAAAUUGUGACAGUAAAGUGCUUUGACUUGUUUCCUCAAUCAGAAUCAGGAGCAAGCACAACAUCAGGAGCUACGAGUUCAAUCAGAAGUUACUCUCUGUCAAGCACAACUGAUAAACACCCAGAGCAAGGAAGGGAUGAUAACAACUCAACCAUGCCGGCUGGAAACUUGUUUUCGUCUGAUCGCAUGCCUUUAGUUAUCUUACUGAGUAGGAAGGGUCAAUAUGGCAUUCUUUAUCGCAAGUGAACAAGUUCUGACUAUACGGCAGCCUCUGGUGGACAGUUCUAACCGGAACUGUUUGGGUUAUAACAUGGAAACCUAUUGACAACCUACUCUAGUGUGGGUGUUUGAUUGUGCAUCUGCUUCCAAAAUGUAUCUGGUUACAUUUUUGCCCCCGACAAAAAAUACUCCAUUUGCUAGAUGUGCUGAUGCAUGCAGUUUAUGAAACAAAUUUGGACUUGGCAUAAAAUCUGAGGCUGGGAGCAGUGGGACAGAUCUGUUACUUUUUCGGUUUAUUUUUCUUAUGGAUGUUUGUACCAUUGCUGAAGCAUGGAUGGAAGAUUCAUAUUUGGUAAGAACAUAUGAAGGACUAGUUGUUUUCUGAUACAGCAGGACGUGGUUUGGAUCAUUCAAGUUCAAGGACCAAUAACACCAAAAUUUCAGAAUGAAGGCAUUUUUUGAGAGUCCUUGUUACUGCAGGCUCUCCUGAGGACACUAAAAGUUGGAUGCAUUCUAGAAGGAGCUUCAAAUUAUUGAUAAUGAUGUGGACUUUGUAUUUUUAUUGUGAAAAAUCUUUGAACACACUUCUUGUGGAGAACUAGGAUUAGCAUUGACAGCAGACUCAAUCAAAUGAAAAUAUAGUAUGCGAGCGGUCAUUUUUCUGGGAUAAAAAACUCAUGUGAAUGGAGUACUCAUUCAGUCUUGCGUAUUUUUGCAGCUUGCAUGGCACAAAUAGGGCUGUUGAGUAAAAAAUUUAAAGCCUUUUAUGGGAGAGAUUAAAUUGGAAAUACAUAUUUGCUUCAAGUGGAAGGUUGUGGACAUACAGCGCCACCUACUUGACAUGAUGAAUGGUUCGUGACAUUCAAACACAGACAGACAAGUCUGGUUCUACCUCCUUAACUUUAUUGGCUGGUCAUCUUCGCGUCACAAGGGCAGGAGAGAACAAUAAUUUCGUCGAGUGGUGGGUCAAAAUCAACAAAUGGGUGCCUUCAACCUUAAAAAAGGGUCUAAUUCCUUGAUAAUCCUAGGCUCCUGGAUGAUUUGGAAACAAAGAAAUUAGAUUGUUUUCAAUUGGACCACACGAGUAUCCUGAGGAUUCUUGUCCAGAUUGAGGAGGCUCAUCUGUGGUGUCUUGCAGGAGCCAAAGAGCUAGCCCGCGCAACUGUAGCACCGCUACCUCUUAAGUAUGUCUCCUUAGACCUUGUUCGGUUACAUUAAAUCUUCUGGCAGUACUCAUGCAGUGCAUUUGCAUCGGAGGGGAUUGAAAGAGAUUAAAUCUUCUUCUAUUCAAUUUUGACUAGCAAGGGAUUUAACUCCCUCCAAUCCGGUUCAAUCCACUCCUAACCGAACAAGCCCUUAAUUGGAUUACAACAUGUACUCAUGCAGUGCAUUUGCAUUCAGUUGUAUGCCAGAUAUGCUACAGUGGUGCCUGACACCUGCAUGUUUUAGCUUCUGUGGCAGGCGAAAGCCUUGCUUGACAACGUUGUAACCCUUCUCGGAUCUGGCAUUUAACAAGCACUUGAGCAGCAGCAGAAGCACUGCCGUUCUUUACAAAACUCCUAUCCAAGAUGUAUUCUGGCAAGAGUGACAUAUUAGGCAGCUAAGGAUAUGAGGGAGCACUGGUGUUCACUAAGUCGAGGCAUUAAGCGCAAGGCGAUUUUGCAUUGUUCUGGUAGAGCCAAGUGAUAUGCUGUAAAAAUCCUUGCACUUUAGUACUCCAAAUGGGCCAAAGUACUUCAAAGGGAGCUUCACACAUGGUUGGGAAUUUACCAUGACCAACCUGAAAUCGAUUUGGAUAACCAUGCUUAUCAGUCUGUAUCUUCAUUUUGUUCUGAACUCAACUCAGUUCAUUCUUGAGAUCCAAAUUUAGCUGCCCAUAGCAUCAGAACUAUCGGAAAGAAGUGGAGGCAUAGUCCUAAAGUUUUUUUUAAAAGAGAAACAGGAGGGUAGCAAGCCCCUAGUGCAUAAUCCUAUAAAGUUGGAACCAGAGACUUAUAACAUGCUACAUGGUUUGCGGCACAAUGAAGGUUGAUAUGUGAUAAAUUCUACUAGGUUAUAUUUGAGGCAAACAAGAUGCAUAGAGCUUUGAGGAGUUUCUAGUUUCAAGUGCAAAAUGCGGAAGCCCAAGAUGCUGCAAUACAAUCUCCUCCACAGCGCAAAAAGCAAUUGGCUUGUUGAGAAAGGGAAGAACAAAGUUUACAAAGGGGCAAUCCAGGUACCAGAAGAACUUCUUAAGAAACUAGGAGCUUUAUCCCCUAAGUCGGAAUCUUCAAGUACAGAUCUCUUUGAACAAUUUGCACAGAUCACCUAAGCAUUGAUAGAGCAUGGACAACAACUGAAAAAGAAAAAAAAGGCUAGAAAAACCAGAAAAGCGCCAGUCGCCAAUCAGAUGGUCUCAGCACCUCUUAUUGCUCUCUCACUAAGGAAAAUAUGAAAGCCAGAUGGUCUGAACACAUCUUAUCGCUCUCUCACUUAGGAAAAUAUGGAAAUCAUCAAAGCCGUGAGGAAGGAACGCUGAUAAUUCAACAUCAUCCAAGGUUCUAUCAGUCCAGCAAGCUAUCUGAACCUUUCUGAUCCAAGGUUUUCCAGAGUUCAGACUUCUGUUUGUUUAUUGACAAUAGCUUAGCUUUGGUAGUAAGGACAUGUCGCGUGCCGGCCUCUGUUGUUGUAAGUGGUGCUCAAUGCUAAAGCCCUUAGCAAGUUUUUCUUGUGGUUCUUUUCUAGACGAAGCUUUUUUAGCCUUGUUUAGUGUGUUUCUCCUUAGCAAGUUGAGUUUUAGAUGGUUGGAGGUGAGCUAGAUGUGUUUGUUGUGGUUAUUUUUUUCUUUUCUUGAGCUAGCUGUGGUGGUUAACCUCUACUUGUAAGGUUUUUGGGCCCGUUUUUCCCUUAAAAGUUGGGCCAUGACUCUCCUUUUCUCUUCUAAUAAAAUUAGCUGCAAAACUUUUGCUGUCAUUUCGAAAAAAACACACACUGGUUCAGCCUGCAGUCUGAAUAUUUUUUUGGAGCAAGAGCAUGUGGAAAUCUCGUUCCUAUCAGACUGAAAUAUUGUAAAGUAGAAUAGGUAGCUUUAGAUAUGGUAUUCAUAACUAAAUCGUUGCUGGACAGCGGAUAGAUUAAGCAGACGAGGUCUUGUGCAUCCUGUAAGGUGCCCGCUUUGUGACCAGCAGGAGGAAACAGUUCAGCAUAUCUUAGUGGCUUGUGUGUUUGCCAGAGACACUUGGUGGCAGACUUUGCAUAAGGUAAGACUUUGCAUAAGGUAGGGCUGCAUCACCUGACUCCAGGAUUGGCAACAACGACCUUCCAAGACUGGUGGAGAGAAGCUGAGUGCCAGGUGCCAAAAAACCAGAAAAGAAGAUUUAAUUCCUUAGUGAUUCUGGUGGCUUGGUGGCUAUGGAAGCAUAGAAAUGAAUGUGUGUUUGAUGGUGCAUCUCCCAACAUCAGCAUCAUCAUGCAGCAUAUUCAUGAAGAUGCUGUUCGGUGGGGCUUGGCAGGGGCAAGAGAUCUUAGGAGAUUGUGGCCUUAGGUGCUGGUGGGCUGGGGGUUGUUUGUAUACCCCCCCCCUUUUUUUACUUCUUUUUUCUGUCUUGAUCUAUUUUUUUGGCAGCUUGUACUGGGUCUAUUUUAGACCUCUAUCUCCUUUUUCUUAAUAUAUAAGAUGCGCAGUUCUCCUGCGCGUUCGAUAAAAAAAAUAACUUGGAAGCUCUUGGCUGGUCCUUGUGUAUGCGCUGGCUUUGGUUUAAAAAGACUCAGCUAGAUCGCCCAUGGACGGAGUUCGACAUUCAGGUCCAUCCCAUUGCAGCAGCGAUGUUCGCCGCCUCGGUGGUAUCGAUCGUGGGAGAUGGGGCUGGCACGUUGUUUUGGCAAGACAGAUGGAUUCAGGGUCACUCACUUUCAGUUUUGGCACCAUCCCUAUGCAGGCUGGUCCCUUCUAAGUUCAAGCGAGGAAGAACGGUGUAGGAGGCUUUGGUUGAUGGUCGUUGGGUCAGAGAUAUCAGGGGUGUUCUGGAUGCUCAAGUUCUCAUGGAGUACCUUCAACUCUGGGAUGUCAUGGAAACGGUUAGUCUGGCGCCAGGGGUUAGUGACCAGCACCUCUGGACCCCAUCAUCCUAUGGACAAUACUCUUCAAGAUCGGCUUACCGGAGGUUCUUUAUAUGCUCCGUCGCUUUUGAACCCGCCCAUAGGAUUUGGAAGUCCUGGGCCCCUCUGAAGUGCAAGUUUUUCCUUUGGUUAGCGAGUCUCAAUAGAUGUUGGACAGUGGUCCGUUUGGCGAGAAGAGGGCUGGAACAUCCUGACUGUUGUGUGCUCUGUAAUCAAGAAGAGGAAACAAUUCAACACCUGCUGGCUGGCUGCAUCUUCUCUAGGCAAGUCUGGUUCCAGGUUCUUUCCGCCUGCAAUCUUCAACACCUGUGCCCCUUCCCUGGGGAGGACAACUUCCAAGUCUGGUGGCAGCAGGCGGAGCAAAACGUACCAAAGCAGCGGCGAAAGGUUUUCAACUCGGUGGUCUGCUUGGUUGCUUGGUGGUUGUGGAAGCAUCGAAAUUGCUGUGUGUUCGAUGGUGGGGCUGCUGAUAUCGCUAAAGUGGUGCGGGAGAUUUGUGAAGAUGCCACUUACUGGCGCCUUGCUGGAGCCCCUAGGGUUGUGGGCUGAGUUGUCUCCCGGUCCUAUGGAUAUGUUUGUCUAUGUAAGGUGUUGGCCGCCGUGAAAAGCCACACCAUUUUUGUACCGCCCCAUUUUAGGGCUCACCUUCUUAUUUUAAUGAAAUGCAGCUCUCUUGCGUUUUCGAGAAAAAAAAAGAUAUGCUAUGAUAAUACCUUAGCAAUGACUGCAGUGAAGGGAACAGCCCCAAGGGAUGCGGUACAGUUAAGAGGUGAAUCUGUGGAAAUGAAUAUAUGAAAUCCAUGGAGAGGUUGCAUCAGGCACCAUCAGGAACUGCUAAAUAGAGGCUAAAGUAAUCCAGGAGAUUUGGCAAGCAGUGCAUAAAUAUCAAUGAUGCUUGGCUGCUGGCAACCAAUGCAUUGCUCACUGUUCUUGAUUUUUUUUGUCUCUUUUUGAGCAACGUUCAAUCAUCAGUCCUUUUUUCCGAUAGAAGAGUCAGGCAACGUUCAAUCCAUUUGUGAUUUGUCGAUAAGUAAGUUUUGCAAUUUUUGCCAACCUCGACCAUCAUGGAAGCUUUGAAGAUCUUUUGGCAAAAAAAAAGUAUAUAUAUGUACUACUCCCUCGUUCUUAAUUUAUAACUUAUCGGACUUUUUAUACAUAGAUUAAUUGACUCGUCUUAUGAUUUUUUGCGAUUUUUUUUUAAAUUCAAAAAAUAUACUUAAAGUAUAUUAUAUGUUAAACAAUAUCACAAUAAAAUUUAGUAAUAGUGAUGGUUUUUAAUAAUACGAACUGACUAAAUUUAGAGGAAAGAAGUCAAAUAAAUUAUAAAUUGGAAUCAUUUAAAGUAGGCGCAAAACUUCCACAAAAUCCAUUGGGCCCCUGCAGCUACAACUACGAAUAAAUAAGAGGAGGGGGGCGCUAUGUCUUCUGACUGACCCAUCAAAAAGUAGCGCGUCAACAUUACGUUGAAACCCAGGGGAGAAAUUGCAAACACAAACUAGCGGAAUGGCAGAAAAGGCACCGCCACCUCCACCGAAAAAGGCACUCCCCAGCGCGGGAAGCAGCGCAGGUGGCGGAGCCGGAGGCGGUGCAGCAGCAGCGCCCCCCGCGCCGGGACAGGAGCCCUCAUCUUCGCCACCACGGUCACCGUCGCCUCCCGAACCGUUCACGUACAACUUCGGCGCAGGAAGUACCGGAGGCGGAGGCGGCGACGGUGCAGCAGCAGCGCCCCCCGCGCCGAGACAGGAGCCCUCUUCGCCGCUACGGUCACCGUCGCCUCCCGAACCGUUCACGUACAACUUCGGCGCGGGAAGUACCGGAGGCGGAGGAGGCGACGGUGCAGCAGCAGCGCUCCCCGCGCCGAGACAGGAGCCCUCAUCUUCGUCGCCACGGUCACCGUCGCCUCCCGAACCGUUCACGUACAACUUCGGCGCGGGAAGUACCGGAGGCGGAGGAGGCGACAGUGCAGCAGCAGCGCCCCCCGCGCCGAGACAGGAUCCCUCAUCUUCGUCGCCACGGUCACCGUCGCCUCCCGAACCGUUCACGUACAACUUCGGCGCGGGAAGUACCGGAGGCGGAGGAGGCGACGGUGCAGCAGCAGCAGCGCUCCCCGCGCCGAGACAGGAGCCCUCAUCUUCGUCGCCACGGUCACCGUCGCCUCCCGAACCGUUCACGUACAACUUCGGCGCGGGAAGUACCGGAGGCGGAGGAGGCGACGGUGCAGCAGCAGCGCUCCCCGCGCCGAGACAGGAGCCCUCAUCUUCGUCGCCACGGUCACCGUCGCCUCCCGAACCGUUCACGUACAACUUCGGCGCGGGAAGUACCGGAGGCGGAGGAGGCGAUGGUGCAGUAGCAGCGCUCCCCGCGCCGAGACAGGAGCCCUCAUCUUCGUCGCCACGGUCACCGUCGCCUCCCGAACCGUUCACGUACAACUUCGGCGCGGGAAGUACCGGAGGCGGAGGAGGCGAUGGUGCAGUAGCAGCGCUCCCCGCGCCGAGACAGGAGCCCUCUUCUUCGCCGCCACGGUCACCGUCGCCUCCCAAACCGUUUACGUACAAGCAGAAGGCGGUGUGGCGCUGGCAGAGGCGGCGCGGCGCGGGAAGAGGCAGAGGCGGCGCGACGGGACCGAAACUCUCUUAUUUGCCGUCGCGGCUUUCACGGCCGUUCUCCGGUGACGAGGCGCCGAGACAGGAGCCCUCAUCUUCGUCGCCACGGUCACCGUCGCCUCCCGAACCGUUCACGUACAACUUCGGCGCGGGAAGUACCGGAGGCGGAGGAGGCGAUGGUGCAGCAGCAGCGCUCCCCGCGCCGAGACAGGAGCCCUCUUCUUCGCCGCCACGGUCACCGUCGCCUCCCAAACCGUUUACGUACAAGCAGAAGGCGGUGUGGCGCUGGCGCUGGAAGAGGCAGAGGGGGCGCGGCGCGGGAAGAGGCAGAGGCGGCGCGACGGGACCGAAACUCUCUUAUUUGCCGUCGCCGCUUUCACGGCCGUUCUCCGGUGACGAGGUUGAUGAUGAAAAGCCGGACGAAUUUGAAAAAGAAAACGGAUGGGGUUCUCUGUUCAUGAGUGACCCUCAAGUUCUUUCUAUGCACGAUCCACAAAAUCUCCCUCGUUAUAUUGGCCGGCAAAAAUGUGAUCCGAUCAGCACACAGGAGUUUUUUGCACUGCGCCACGAUUGGCUACAGCUGCUAGAUGGCAAGAAGACAUACCUCCGUGGUACUGCCGACUCCAAUUAUGCCGACUCUAACUUCGUAACCCCAAAACCUCUUACGGUCGCAGUAUUAUGUCAGGAGUCACUAUCAUAUUUGGUUCUUAGAGGUGCAAGAAAACCUAUCACCCAGCAAAAGUUCAAGAUACUUAAUGAACAUUAUGUGUGCUUCAGACCAAUGCGAACGGAUGGGUCACAGUUUUACAGAGCGUUCCUUUUCUCUUACUUGGAAAAUCUUGGGAAAAUGCAAGGUAGUCAAGCUGAGGUGACUCGCUUAAUGGAAUGCGUGGCAAGGUCCAAAGUGAAUUUCUGUCGUUUAGAAUGGAAUAAAGCAUACUUCUCAAAUCCAAAAGCAUUUUUCUCAAGUGUUGUUUCUGAAUUUGAGCACUUGGUCAAUUCAGUUGCAAAUGGGCUGAAUGCUGAUGAGCUUUACAAGAUAAGCGUACAGGAGAAUUCGUCAUCCAGGAGUGAGGAUAUGAUGCUUUUUACGAUGUGUUUGUUUAUUUGUUCUCUAUGUAACAUUUCUAUUUGGUUAGUUCUUUGUUUGCUUAGAUUGCUGACAGAAGUUCAUAUCCGUACACAUGAAGUGGACUACAACAGAGAACUGAGUCAGAAUCGGAAAGAAAAAAUAAAAGCACUUUUGCACUGCAAAAAAUCUGUGCGUCCCUUUGACGCUGAUGCCGACCUUUUAGAAAUGAAGGCUCUAUCACAAGCUCUUGGCAUUCCCUUGCACCUAGCAGCUGUGGACGAUAACCCCCUGCCCGACAGAACUGUGCAAGUAAAGUGGAUUGACUUCAUUCCUCGACCAGGACCUCUCGGUUCAAUCAGAGAAUACUACCUAGGACCUCUCGGUUCAAUCAGACAAUACUACCUACCCAGUGCAACUGAUAAACAUCCAGUCUUGCCAGCUGAAAACUUUCUUUUGUCUGGUCGCAUGCCUCUAGUCACCAUAUUAAGGACUGUCCGUGCUACUGCCAUUCUUUAUCGCAAGUGAACAGAUUCUGAGUAUGCAGCAGGCAGCAGCCUCUGGUUGAUGGUUGUAACAGGCAGUUUAUGAAAUAAUUUGGACUUGGCAUAGUAUGAGAGGCACUGUUUCUUACAGUAGGAAGAAUACCUUAAGGUGGGAGCAGUGGAAUAUAUCAGUUAGAUUUUUUUUUGCUUAUGGAUGUAGUUCCCUGUUGCUUAAGCAGUUGGAUGGAUGAUUGACAUUCGCUAAGAGCAUAUGAAGGACUAGUUCUUUCCUGAUACAGAGAUAUGUGGUUUGGAGCAUCCAUCUUCAAGGAACAAUAUAAUACCGAGAUUUGCAGCAUGAAGGGUGAGUCCCUAUUAUUGCAGGCCUUCAUUUGGUCAAUGAUUGGUAAUGCUUGCUAAAAGUAACUUUAAAUCGAUAAUGAUGCGGUAUUUGUAAAAUUCUUCGAAGAUACUUUUUGUGGAGAACUAGGAUUAACAUUGAUAGAAGAAUCCAUCAAAUGAAAAUGUAGUAUGAGAGCUGUCAUUAUUUUUGGAUAAGAGUAACCAUGUGACUGAAUGACGUAC
Messenger RNA from Zea mays, 9570 nucleotides. NCBI's taxonomy places the organism in Eukaryota, Viridiplantae, Streptophyta, Magnoliopsida, Poales, Poaceae. The record is from RefSeq and is a predicted model, not a curated record.